Capsicum annuum is the source of this 1284-nucleotide messenger RNA. RefSeq names its product inositol oxygenase 4. Lineage: Eukaryota; Viridiplantae; Streptophyta; Magnoliopsida; Solanales; Solanaceae. Gene Ontology annotation, molecular function: inositol oxygenase activity; iron ion binding. The transcript is spliced from 9 exons. Gene Ontology annotation, biological process: inositol catabolic process. Gene Ontology annotation, cellular component: cytoplasm. The record is from RefSeq and is a predicted model, not a curated record. Bases 113 to 1072 code for a protein of 319 amino acids.
AUUCUAUUUUUCAAUAUCACAUCACAAAAUCUCAUUUUGCUUUAUUAUAUAUCUCUUGAUUAAUAUUUUUUAUUUUAAUUGAAAUUUUUUUGUUGAAAUUUUUGUGAAAAAAAUGACUAUUCUCAUUGAGCAGCCUGAGUUUGGAUUACAAGUGGAGGAGAAAAGAGUACCAUUCAAUGCCAGUGAACUUAUUUUGGAUGGUGGAUUUGUGGUACCAAACACAUUGUCUUCUAAUAAUGAUGAUGAAAUAUUUGAAGUGCCAAACAUAAAUGCAUUUGGUCAAUCAUUUAGGGAUUAUAAUGCAGAAAGUGAAAGGCAAAAGACAGUGGAGGAAUUUUAUAGGGUUCAACACAUUAACCAAACAUAUGACUAUGUAAAAAGAAUGAGAGAAGAAUAUGGAAAAUUGAACAAGAUUGAAAUGAGUAUUUGGGAUUGUUGUGAACUUUUGAAUGAUGUUAUUGAUGAUAGUGAUCCAGAUUUGGAUGAACCACAAAUUGAGCAUUUGUUACAAACAGCUGAAGCUAUUAGAAAAGAUUAUCCAAAUGAAGAUUGGCUUCAUUUGACUGGUCUUAUUCAUGAUCUUGGGAAAGUGCUACUUCACCCAAGUUUUGGAGGGCUUCCUCAAUGGGCUGUUGUUGGAGAUACAUUUCCUCUUGGAUGUGCUUUUGAUGAAUCAAUUGUUCACCACAAGUAUUUUAAGGAAAAUUCAGACAUCAACAACACAAUUUAUAACACAAAAAAUGGUGUAUAUGAAGAAGGUUGUGGACUUGACAAAGUAGUUAUGUCAUGGGGACAUGAUGAUUAUAUGUACUUAGUUUCAAAGGAAAAUGGAACUACUCUUCCUUCUGCGGCUUUAUUCGUAAUUCGUUACCAUUCUUUCUAUGCAUUACAUAAAUCAGGAGCAUAUAUACACUUGAUGAAUGAGGAGGACAAAGAGAACAUGAAGUGGCUCAACAUUUUUAACAAAUAUGAUUUAUAUAGCAAGAGCAAAGUUCGAAUUGAUGUGGAAAAAGUCAAGCCGUACUAUCUCUCUCUCAUUGAAAAGUAUUUCCCAACAAAGUUGAGAUGGUGAAUAAGAAGCAUUUUGGUGGCAGAGUAAUUUCAUAUAAUUCAUUGAUGAUGGAAAAAUAGCUAUUUAUAAAUAGCUAUAUUUCACCUCCCUUUGUUGAUUAUUAAAAUAUUUAUUUAUCCUUUCGAAAUUUCUGUAUUUUUUUUUUUUUCAACAAAUGUAUUUCUUUCUUUUCAUUCAUUCAUGAAUAAAUCCCAUUGAUAGUUCGGUCAUCA